Molecule: messenger RNA, 2167 nt
Organism: Anopheles merus
Lineage: Eukaryota; Metazoa; Arthropoda; Insecta; Diptera; Culicidae
Product: arylsulfatase I
Exons: 3
Coding region: 415-2106 (563 amino acids)
Source: RefSeq, a predicted model, not a curated record
CGCAUCCCGUUCACAUGUGAGCGUGCGCGAGCGCGCGCUAGUAUGCGCAAGAGGGAGAGCGCAUUUACAGCAUGGGGUCCACGCGCGCGCGUUCGUACAUUUGCAGUGCAUUCAAAUUCUCCCUCGGCGGCAGUUUGGUCCGGUUGUAGGGGGUCGAUAGCUCACCGUAUCAACGCACCAUCGUCACCGGCCGAAACCGGUCACCAGUUCACGAUCAACAAGAUCAGGUUUUUUUUCGGAUGUGUUAAAUGCAUUGCAUUGCAAAAGGCGUGGUUCAAAUUCGCUGUACAUUACUUUGCGUAUCCUUUGCGUACGGCUGGUAAAAACGCUGCCAAAUAACAGGCAGAUAUAUUGUGCGGGCAGUGCAAAACAGUUAUGUGUUCCAGUGAUUAAACUAAAUGCGAUACGAUAACGAUGACACAAAGUCGCGAGAUGGCAGUUAGGGGUGGUUUCUGGAUGAUAAUGGUGUUGGCAAUGGGAGUUCUGCCGUUUCCCCAUGCUGCGGCGGAAGUGGACAGUGCUCGACCGAAUAUAAUUUUUAUUUUAGCUGACGAUCUUGGCUGGAAUGAUGUCGGAUUUCAUGGAUCGGCACAAAUCCCAACGCCCAACCUGGACGCACUGGCUUACUCGGGCAUCAUCCUUAAUCGGUACUACGUGAAUCCAAUUUGCACUCCCUCCCGUUCGGCACUGAUGACGGGCAAGUAUCCCAUACACACGGGAAUGCAGCAUACCGUGCUGUACGCGAUGGAACCACGUGGUCUUCCCCUGUCCGAGAAGCUGUUGCCCCAGUACCUGAAGGAUCUUGGAUACUCGAAUCACAUCGUUGGCAAGUGGCAUCUGGGGCACUAUCAGCUGCGAUUCACCCCAAUGCAGCGAGGCUUCGACAGUCAUACCGGGUUCUGGACCGGACACCAUCACAUGAACGAUCACACGGCGGUAGAACACGGCCACUGGGGUCUGGACAUGCGCCGAGGGUACGAUGUCGCCUACGACCUGCACGGCCAGUACACGACGCACGUGCUCGGUGCGGAAGCGAUCGCCAUAGUGCAGGGACACAACAAGAGCUCCCCCCUAUUUCUGUACGUGGCCCAUGCCGCCGUCCAUUCGGCCAAUCCGUACGACUUUCUGCCCGCUCCGGACGAAACGGUGGCAAAUCUGGGACACAUUGAAAACUACCGCCGGCGUAAGUUUGCCGCCAUGAUGGUCGAACUGGACCGUACGGUUGGGAGUCUCGUAGACGCGCUGCACGCACGUGACAUGCUCGAGAAUACGAUCAUCGUGUUUAGCAGCGACAAUGGCGGCCCAGCGGAUGGGUUCAACGACAAUGCCGCCUCUAAUUGGCCACUGCGCGGGGUGAAAAAUACGCUCUGGGAGGGUGGCCUGCGAGCGGCCGGGUUCAUUUGGAGCCCACUGCUUCAGAAUGUGAGCCGAGUGUCGCAUCAAAUGGUGCAAGUUUGCGAUUGGCUGCCGACGCUGUACGAAGCUGCAGGUGGUAAUGUCAGCGCACUGCCGACCGACCUGGACGGGAUCAGCGUGUGGCAUGAGCUGAGCAGUGGGGCUCCAACGCGACGUAUCGAGAUACUGCACAACAUUGACGACAUUUGGGGCACCUCGGCACUGACCGUGGGAAACUGGAAGCUCGUCAAAGGCUCACACUACAACCGCACCUGGGACGGAUGGUACGGUCCGGCGGGGAUACGGGACGAAAAGGCAUACGCCCUGGACACGGUCGCCAACAGUCCGGCAGGGAAGGUGAUGGAGGAGCUGAGUCUACUGCCCACUCCGGAACGCAUCACGCAACUUCGCCGCGAGGCGACGGUUUCGUGUGGCGCCGGAGCGCACAUGGCCAACGAGUGUGAUCCGCUCGAGCGCCCCUGCCUGUACGAUGUGGAAAGCGAUCCCUGCGAGUACAAUAACCUUGCCGAGGAGCAUCUGCACAUACUGCAGAGUUUGCUGGCCAGGCUUGCCGACUACAACAGCACUGUCGUUCCGCCGUCCAAUCUCGAGGACGACCCGCGGGGCGAACCGCAGCACUGGAACUUUACGUGGCACAAUUUCGGCGACGAGCCAGAACCGGAAGUGCUGCUGAAUGAACAUGUAGACUAAAAGAGGGUAAGCGAAAGCGACGGGAAAACCAAGACUAAAGUAUAGCGACCUCAUGGUUAAU